This is a messenger RNA of Lachancea dasiensis, 573 nucleotides long. Lineage: Eukaryota; Fungi; Ascomycota; Saccharomycetes; Saccharomycetales; Saccharomycetaceae. The record is from the annotation of a GenBank genome assembly.
AUGCCUCCGAAGAACGUUAAAAAGGACCCAAGUAGUGGCAAGUCGAGCGCUGCUCAGCGUACCAAGGAGAAUGAAAAAGUCUCGAUAGAAGAUUUGCUGUUCCCACGUAGCACCAUUGUCAAUCUAGCCAAAGAGUGUUCUGUGCAAGGCGCGGACGUGGGCGUCGCUGAUGAAGAACAGAAAAAGGUCAUUUUGUCCAAGGAUGCAGUGACGGCCCUCCAGAGAUCAGCCACUGUCUUUGUAAAUCGGUUGAUGAUAUAUGCCCGCAACGUGUCGUUAUACCAAGGCAGGAAAAGCUGUAACGUGGACGACAUACUCGAAGCCCUCAGGCAUUGUGGACUUGAGGGGCUGACUGGUCUAGUGAGAGAGAGACUAGAUGAGUACCAGCAUGCUUUGGAGAUGAGGAAGCUGGAGAAAAAGGAGGGCGUCGCGAAGGAGACAGGAACGCUCCAGAAGGAACCAACUGACAACGAAAUUGAAACUGUAGAGCAAGAGGCGGCCCAAGAUGAACCCAUUGACGGUGCUGAGACAGAACCAGAAAGCACUAAGAAACCUCGACUCCAGCAAGAAUGA